Molecule: messenger RNA, 930 nt
Organism: Aphanomyces astaci
Lineage: Eukaryota; Oomycota; Saprolegniomycetes; Saprolegniales; Verrucalvaceae
Exons: 1
Coding region: 1-930 (309 amino acids)
Biological process (GO): protein homooligomerization
Molecular function (GO): protein binding
Source: RefSeq, a predicted model, not a curated record
AUGUCGUCGACGUUUGCCAUCGACAUGAACGCAGUCAAGGCCCACAUUGACGCCGUGCAGAGCAAAGUUGAAGAGUGGAACACACAGCAAGUCCAGCACGCCGCCUUCCAAGCCCACAUCCAACACAAGCAGGCCAUGCAUCCCUCAACCAUCGCGUUGGACGUGGGGGGUAUGAUGUACAAGACGUCCAAAGCAACGUUGCUGGCCGUCCAAGACAGCUAUUUUCAUGCGUUGCUGGCGUCCGAGCACUGGACACCCGACGACGCCAGCCGCGGUGCGUACUUUUUGGACCUGCACGGUCCUACAUUUGCGCGUGUCCUGGACUUUCUUCGCACGGGCCACUUGUCCGUGGACGGGCUCAAUCGAUGGGAGGUUCGACAGCUGCAUGCGUCGCUCGAGUACCUUCAACUGGUCGAUGCGACGCUGGCGACGACGACGACAACAGGUGGGUCUACGUGGACAUGGGACGUCGUGGAGCCUUGUCAAUCGUCGACUGUGCAUUUGUCUCGCGACCGAAAAGUGCUGCAUAUUGCAGCGAAACCCUCCGUGUCGUCGACACGAACGGAUCGGUCAUGGUUCGUGCGCGGGUCGGCCCCCGUGAUCAGCUUUCGCGUACAAGUGCUGGGGAUGACGACGCUGACUGUGGGCUUUUGCCCUGUGACUUGCACGACAGGCAUUGAAGCAAUCAAGGUGGGUCGUUUCCUGACAUUCACCAGCAGCGUCGUGCCGCAGCGGCUACCAUCAUCCCAGCACAAGUGCAAUCUUUGCGACGUGAUUGGAGUCCACUGGGGGGAUGACAAAGUUACGUUUGAACGGAACGACAGCCCUGUCGGGACGGCCUUCGUGUCGAUAUUGUCGACCACCGACCACUUGGUCCCCUUCGUCUCCUCUUCGAGAUUCGACACAACGACAUUGUACAUUAUAGACUAG